AUGAGGUAUCAGUUACCAAUAGGGGGCAGCGUGACACUGAGCUGUUCUGUGGAGGGCUCUGGCAACUGGACGAUUUUGUGGUACAGAGCUGCUUCAUUUGGUUCUAAAGAAGAACCUAUGACAGAAUAUGAAGGGAAGAAAGCUAUUAUUGUAUCACAACGAGGUCUCUACUCCUGCAGAGGAAGAAUUCCUAUUACGGCCAUUUUGACUAUACAGCCCAACUGGACCAGGAUAUACACGAGUGAAGCAUUCACUGUCAGAUGUGAGAUCCCAGGAGGAGAAGGGACUUACUGGAGCUAUGACUGGAGACCAGAAAGGUUCACCACAUAUUAUACAACCAAUGAAAGAACAUUCUACAAUGUUGGUUGGGAAGACAAUGGAAAUUAUCAAUGCAGGGGCAACAUAGGACUUUCCUUGACAGAAUGGAGUAAUGUCAUUCCAGUCACUAUAUCAUUUAAACUGCAACCUGUCCUCACCGUGUCCCCUUCAUGGCUGAGUCCCGGAGCCUCAGUAACUCUGAGCUGUGAGAUUGAAUAUCCUUCUGAGGGAUGGAGCUUUUACUGGUAUAAAGCUAUUCCUUAUUUGGACAUAAAAGAAGAGGCCUACAAGUACGAGCUGCUACCAGAUGGCAGCGAGACUGCUCAGACUUUGUACGUCAUUACCGGACAAACACACACAGCAGCAUAUGUGUGCAGAGCGCAAAGAGGAAGCAACUACUACUACACCUAUUACAGUAAACCAAAGUUUGUCUGGUCUGCAGAUCUUUAUCCAGCAGCAUCUCUCACAGUCGGCCCUGUAGGGCAAACAUUAAGCUUUGACUUUGUCAGACUGACCUGUAAGGGAAACUCUACUUGGUGGAGAGUGAGGAAGUUCCCUGAGAAUAGCGUGCCGUAUUGCAGUAACGUUUGGAAUCUAGGAGAAUCCGUAUGCACACUCUACACAAAAGCUUCAUAUUCAGAUGAUGGAGUGUACUGGUGUGAGUCUAGGUCAAAACAGUUCAGCAAUGCAGUCAACAUCACUUUACAGGCUGAUUUUUAUUCUGGUCCUCUCAUGGAGAUUCCUGAUGAUCCUGUGAAAAAGGGAACUUUCGUUCGUCUUCGCUGCAACUUGAGAAGAAAAAAAAUCUUUCCCAGUGUGGCUUUUUACCACAAUAACAAACUUAUCCAAAAUGAUUCCCGAGAGGAGCUGAACUUCUUGGCAGUGUCAAAGUCUGAUGAAGGUUCCUACAAGUGUCAGUACUCAGGAAAAGAGUCGCCAUCGCGUUGGAUGUCAGUUAAGUCUGCUGUCGGACCUGAAAGCUCUUCAUUUCCUGUCACAGCCAGAAUGAAAGUCAUGAAUGCAGUCGCCUUCAUCCUGAGGUUCUCAGACGACACCGCCAUUGUGGGUCGGGUGUCGGAGGGAAACAAACUGGAAUACAGUGGGGUCAUCAAGGACUUUGUCAGCAGGUGCGAACAGAACCAUCUUCGCAUCAAUGCCAGCAAAAUGAAGGAGCUGGUGAUUGACUUCAGCAAGAAGCCAUCCCCUAUUACACCAACGAUCAUCCAGAGUGGUGGAAUGGCAGAGAGAGACCGGGGGAAACUCAACAAACUGGUCAGGAGGGCCAGCUCUGUCCUGGACUAUCCGCUGAAGUCCAUCGAGCAGGUUGGGGAAGAGAGGAUGUUGUCUAAGCUAACAUCCAUCAUGGACAACACCUACCACCCCCUGUGUGAGACUGUAUGA
Molecule: messenger RNA, 1719 nt
Organism: Neolamprologus brichardi
Lineage: Eukaryota; Metazoa; Chordata; Actinopteri; Cichliformes; Cichlidae
Source: RefSeq, a predicted model, not a curated record